Messenger RNA from Aspergillus alliaceus, 702 nucleotides. RefSeq names its product Arf family GTPase SAR1 (gene sar1). The transcript has 5 exons. The record is from RefSeq and is a predicted model, not a curated record. Bases 1 to 702 code for a protein of 233 amino acids. Gene Ontology annotation, biological process: membrane organization; vesicle organization; endoplasmic reticulum to Golgi vesicle-mediated transport. Gene Ontology annotation, cellular component: COPII vesicle coat; endoplasmic reticulum exit site. NCBI's taxonomy places the organism in Eukaryota, Fungi, Ascomycota, Eurotiomycetes, Eurotiales, Aspergillaceae. Gene Ontology annotation, molecular function: GTP binding; GTPase activity.
AUGUGGAUUAUUAACUGGUUCUACGAUGUCCUGGCCUCCCUUGGCCUGCUCAACAAGCACGCCAAGCUCCUCUUCCUCGGUCUCGACAAUGCUGGGAAAACGACCCUACUGCACAUGCUGAAGAACGACCGGGUUGCCGUUCUCCAGCCUACCGCCCAUCCGACAUCGGAGGAGCUCGCUAUUGGAAAUAACCGCUUCACCACCUUCGAUCUGGGUGGUCACCAGCAGGCCCGUCGUCUCUGGAAGGACUAUUUCCCCGAAGUAAGCGGCAUCGUUUUCCUCGUUGAUGCUAAGGACCACGAGCGUUUUCCCGAGUCCAAGGCCGAGCUCGAUGCCCUCCUCGCCAUGGAGGAGCUCGCCAAGGUCCCCUUCCUCAUUCUCGGCAACAAGAUCGAUCACCCCGACGCCGUCAGCGAAGACGAACUGAGACAUCAGUUGGGAUUGUACCAGACCACAGGGAAGGGCAAGGUGCCGCUUGAGGGCAUCCGGCCGAUUGAGGUCUUUAUGUGCAGUGUCGUGAUGAGACAGGGUAAGCUUCCCCCCAUCAAUCCCUGGGAAGAAAACAAGAAUCUAACCGGGAAGCAGGAUACGGUGAGGGUAUCAGGUGGUUGUCUCAAUACGUUUAAGCUUGCAAAAACGGAAGCAAGCUUGUGUGGGACACCAGAAGAGGGUGGAAAGAGGGAAGUGGUGUUCAUGAACUAG